GUGACAGCCGUAAAGAAAUGGAUGGAUACCGUUUCUGGAAAUCAGGAUACUGGGCAUCACAUCUUGGGAAAAGGAAAUACCAUAUUAGUGCCUUAUAUGUUGUGGAUCUUAAGAAAUUCAGAAAGAUUGCAGCAGGAGAUAGGCUUCGGGGCCAGUACCAGGCUCUUAGUCAAGAUCCAAACAGUCUGUCGAAUCUAGAUCAGGAUCUUCCCAAUAAUAUGAUUCAUCAAGUAGCUAUUAAGUCUCUCCCUCAGGAAUGGCUUUGGUGUGAAACCUGGUGUGAUGAUGAAUCCAAGAAAAAGGCUAAAACAAUAGACUUGUGCAACAAUCCCCAAACCAAAGAACCAAAAUUAAAGGCUGCUGCCCGGAUAGUUCCCGAAUGGGUUGACUAUGACUCUGAGAUACGAACGUUAAUACAGGAAAUCGAAAAAGAGAAGAAAAACAGAACAUCAUUCUUUCAAAAAGGUCUUAAGCACGAUGAACUUUAGCACAGCCUGUAAAAAGCGAUGGUGACAACCCAGUAGUCUUCUGCGAAAGACUGAAUGGAAGUUACGACUGUUGGCACUAUUUGUAACAGUUUUUAAUAUGAAGUCAGCUAUUUUAUAACUUGUAGUGUUAUUUAAAAAGUUUUAAAUUAAAUACAAAAACAGAAGAGAGAAAUCCACAGGUACUUGAUUUUUUUU
Molecule: messenger RNA, 683 nt
Organism: Fulmarus glacialis (Northern fulmar)
Lineage: Eukaryota; Metazoa; Chordata; Aves; Procellariiformes; Procellariidae
Product: UDP-glucose:glycoprotein glucosyltransferase 2-like
Exons: 5
Coding region: 18-488 (156 amino acids)
Cellular component (GO): endoplasmic reticulum
Molecular function (GO): UDP-glucose:glycoprotein glucosyltransferase activity
Source: RefSeq, a predicted model, not a curated record